Messenger RNA from Dibothriocephalus latus, 612 nucleotides. NCBI's taxonomy places the organism in Eukaryota, Metazoa, Platyhelminthes, Cestoda, Diphyllobothriidea, Diphyllobothriidae. The record is from the annotation of a GenBank genome assembly.
AUGUCUCGUCUGGAGGUGUUAUGCACCCGCCUAGCCAAGUUAUUCUUCAACGUUCUCUAUGGACGCCUACAAAGAAAAUGUGAGGCGGCCCUGGAAGCCAUAAAUACAGAGUCCAGUGCACAGCUGAAGCAAUUUGAUCUGCAAAGGGAACAAAAUUACUCGAAACUGCAUCCAAAGUUGGGCCUUCCACAGUAUGUGUCAACUGAAUUCAAUGACCUAAACUCCAAAGAGGAACGAAGACGUCAGGAUACCGAAGAGCUGCUCAUCAGCACACUGCGAAGGAAGGCAGACGUUCUGAAGGCUGCGUGUCAUGAAUUUGCCAAGAAAGCCCCUGUUCUUCUCGAAAGCCUCCUGCUUCGAUUUGACUCCCUGGUAUGCAGCAACGAAAUCCAGAAUGAUGAUGUACAGCAGAAUUCAGAACAAGACGAUAGCCCCAAUUCUACUGCUGAGCGCUACCAAGGCAAGCGGACGCUUCCAGUGAUUGAUUGGACCGAAUUCUCCAAGGGACUACGAGUUCCAUCACGGCUGCAAACAGUAGCACAGGCACCAGUAGUUGCCAUUCAUGUUCUUACAGCAAAUCCUAAGGCCAUAUUAGAUUACUUUCCUGGGUAG